AUGCCUCCAGCGUCCUUUAGUGUAUGGGAUAUGGCAAACGAUUCACCCUCCCCCUUUCCCCACAACAUUUUAUCGUACCACUUGACCCGAGAACAGAUCCAUGCAAGGUUUCACCAGAGAUCUCACCCGCAGCGACUCAUCCAGUUCAUGUACGUCCAACUCGUCACACCCAUGCCACGAAUCACCCACGACGCGCGCGCCGAGGAAGCAGCUCAUAGCGAUCACAUACGACAACGCCGCAAAGAUGAUCAGCGCCUGCCAGCCCUGCUCGCCAUGUCCGAGCCCCAGCAGCGCGCCGCCAAUGGGCACGCUCGUCAGCGUGCCGAAGCUGCCCGUCAUCAGCGCGGUCGAGUAGAAGCGGCCGUAGUCGCGCGCAUCGCAAAGCUGACCAAUACAAACCGGAUACAGCCCGAGGUUGCUGCCGCUGGCGAAGCCGAACGUGACAACAAAAACGAUCAGCAGGGCGUGCGAGUCGCGCGCCGGCAGCCAGAAGGCCAGGAUCGUGACGGCGCACAGCGCGUUCGUGAUGACGAUGACGUUGAAGCGGCCGAUGCGGUCGGCGAGCAGGCCAGGCAGGCAGCGGCCGAAGAAGGAGCCGACGUUCAGGAGCGACAGCAGCGUGUAGGCGGCGUUGGCGUCCUGGCCGUGGGCGGCCGCGUAGCUGACGAUGAAAGUCAACGGGACGAAAAGUCCCCACUCCAUGAACCAGACGCCUGCGCAGCACAGGCUGAACUUGAGGUCGCGGAACAGCGACCAGUCCGGCAUGACCGAGGCGCGGCGGGUGCUCGGCGGCAGGCGCGUGCGCACGAGCAGGUUGGCGAUGACGGACAGGAAGAGCAGGAUGAGGCCGAUGAUGCGCGUGCUCCACGCGAACCCGAUCCGGGGCAGCACGGCCUGCAGGUAAAGGGGGAACACGAUGCCGCCGAUGGAGCCGGCAGUGGCGGCGACGCCCGUGGCGAGGCCGCGGCGCGCGCGGAAAAAAUGCGCGAUGACGCCGUAGGCCGGGACGUUAAGCAGGGCGCCGCCGAGGCCGCCGAGGACGGAGUAGCACAGCAUGAUCUGGUAGUAUUCUGCGUGC
This is a messenger RNA of Anthostomella pinea, 1078 nucleotides long. The record is from the annotation of a GenBank genome assembly. Lineage: Eukaryota; Fungi; Ascomycota; Sordariomycetes; Xylariales; Xylariaceae.